Messenger RNA from Mesitornis unicolor (brown roatelo), 322 nucleotides. RefSeq names its product transcription factor Sp5-like. The record is from RefSeq and is a predicted model, not a curated record. Gene Ontology annotation, biological process: regulation of transcription by RNA polymerase II. The transcript is spliced from 2 exons. Gene Ontology annotation, molecular function: DNA-binding transcription factor activity, RNA polymerase II-specific; RNA polymerase II cis-regulatory region sequence-specific DNA binding. NCBI's taxonomy places the organism in Eukaryota, Metazoa, Chordata, Aves, Mesitornithiformes, Mesitornithidae. The annotation marks the transcript as partial.
GAGCUCUGGGGAUCCAGGGAAGAAGAAGCAGCACAUCUGCCACAUCCCGGGCUGCGGGAAGGUGUACGGCAAAACCUCGCACCUCCGGGCGCACCUGCGGUGGCACACGGGCGAGCGCCCCUUCAUCUGCAGCUGGCUGCUCUGCGGCAAGCGCUUCACCCGCAGCGACGAGCUGCAGCGGCACAAGCGCACGCACACAGGGGAGAAAAAAUUCGCCUGCCCCGAGUGUCCCAAACGCUUCAUGCGGAGCGACCACCUCUCCAAGCACAUCAAGACCCACCAGAACAAGAAGGGAGGCCCGGCCAACAGCGUGGCCAUGAAC